AAAUUUUCCUUAGCCGCUGUCAAGAGCCCGGCGAAACAGCCGUCAAUUACCUCCAUCAACUUCGCGAGUUGGCAGCACACGCAUUUCCUACCCUAGCCAACACGAGCCGAGACGACGCUGUUUGCAACCGGUUCGCACAGGGUGUCCUAUCGCAUGAUCUCAAGUGCCAACUUUUACGUCAGCCAGCAAAAUCCAUCUCAGAAGCCAUCGAGGUGGCUAAACGCUUCGAAAACGCCGAACGCUUUCUAACCCCAUCGACCAGUACGUCUUGCUAUGCUCUCGGGACCGCCGAGCGGAAGACAUGCGUUCCCGCACAAAGACAACGCCAGUCCAAUGCCCCUUCAACCAGCCAACCUGCAAAUUCCUCCAAAGAUAGCGGCGACAGAAGUAAAUGUUAUUACUGUCGCCGGUACGGCCGCCGUGCAUGGAAAUGUGGACAUAACAAAAAACCAUCAGGAAGAAACGUAGACGUGGCACUGUUGGAGGAAGAAGAAGACCGAAUGUCGAGACUUGUUAUAAAUGAUAAUAAAUAACUCUGUACCCGGUCAGUUUAAAUCUUGCGUGGUGUAAUAAAGACCUUUUCUUCCGCAUCUUUGUGUUCUUCCUUCCUUGGCUGUGUCUGUGGUCCGUGAGUGUUACAUUGGUGUCGGAGGUGCUCCAAAUUCAAUUUCGACAUGAAAUCCGAUUCUACUGAUCCUCCUGAAGUCAAUUCCAACCACCAAGUGAACCCACCCACUUCAGCCCCAGAACACAUUCAACCGAUGCGCGGUCUUCCGAUAUUGGAUACAAAUAGCGAUUACGAAAUGUGGAAAAUACGCAUGGAAUCUGCCCUAACUGGUCUUCCUGCACAAGCACAACACACCCAGCUUAUGCUAGCCAUGAGUGACGCCGCCCUUCGCCGUGCAAUCACUGGGGGCUUUUCCGCACUCAAGCCCAUGAGCUACAACUGGCAUAUUCUUGACGAAUGUUUUGCCAAAAAUUCCAGUCCCUCAGUCUACAUGCAAAUUUUCCUUAGCCGCUGUCAAGAGCCCGGCGAAACAGCCGUCAAUUACCUCCAUCAACUUCGCGAGUUGGCAGCACACGCAUUUCCUACCCUAGCCAACACGAGCCGAGACGACGCUGUUUGCAACCGGUUCGCACAGGGUGUCCUAUCGCAUGAUCUCAAGUGCCAACUUUUACGUCAGCCAGCAAAAUCCAUCUCAGAAGCCAUCGAGGUGGCUAAACGCUUCGAAAACGCCGAACGCUUUCUAACCCCAUCGACCAGUACGUCUUGCUAUGCUCUCGGGACCGCCGAGCGGAAGACAUGCGUUCCCGCACAAAGACAACGCCAGUCCAAUGCCCCUUCAACCAGCCAACCUGCAAAUUCCUCCAAAGAUAGCGGCGACAGAAGUAAAUGUUAUUACUGUCGCCGGUACGGCCGCCGUGCAUGGAAAUGUGGACAUAACAAAAAACCAUCAGGUGAGCUACAUUAUAAUAUGUCUUCAUUUGUUAAAUGUUCGAAAUCUCCCCUCCUCCUUGAGGGUAAAUUGCAAGACAUAGACGUCACCUUUCUGGUGGACACCGGGGCAUCGUCCUCUGUCGUUCGCACGGAAUUGGUUCGAAAACUCGGGGUCAAACCUAAACCUCUCCCUACCCAACUACAGCUAAUUACUGCCAAUGGGGUCCCUAUCAAGAUAACCGACACUGCUAUCCUCCCCGUGACGUUUCAGGGUUUUACUUGCUCUCAGUCGUUCGUCAUAUGCGAUGCUAUACGAUGGGACGCCAUACUGGGCGUCGACUUCCUCACGGGACAAAACGCUGUCAUUGACUUAAGACGUUUUCGAAUACGGCUAGGCACCCAUAACCUUGCAUUUGUUCAUCCAGUCAACCACAAAGAGCAUGCCCACGCCUGCGUCUUGCCCCAGGUGACUAUGGUGAAUUUGCAUGAUAAUCCUCUACUUAAUCCCAAAGAACGUGCAGACACUCUGGCCCUGCUACAGGAGUACAGUGAUGUCUUCGACGAUGGACAUGCAAUGGGGCGAACUAAUGUCGUACAACACGAGAUUAAGACGGGCGAUAACCUGCCCAUUCGGGUACCACCGCGAUGUGUACCUGUCCACUAUCAACAACAGUUAGAUUCCAUGAUAACGGACAUGUUAAGGAAGAAGGUGAUUAAACCGUCUACAUCACCAUGGGCAUCUCCAAUUGUUCUCGUAAAAAAGAAAGAUGGUUCCCUCCGUCUUUGUGUAGACUAUCGUCGCUUAAAUGCCAUCACCCAACGGGAUUCCUUUCCCUUGCCUCGCAUAGACUCCACCUUAGAUGCUUUGGGUGGGGCACAGUGGUUCUCCACAUUAGAUCUAGCUUCCGGCUAUUGGCAAGUUGAAAUUCGUCCAGAACAUCGCCCAAAAACUGCGUUUGUUGUGCCCACGGGGUUGUACGAAUUCGAAACCAUGCCAUUUGGUCUGUCUAACGCCCCUGCCACGUUUCAGCGGCUCAUGCAAACGGUACUUGCCGGGCUAGUCCCUAAACAAUGCCUUAUCUAUCUAGACGAUAUCAUCGUGUUCGGCCAGUCUCUCGAAGAACACCAUGCCAACCUUCGAGCCGUAUUUCAGCGUCUACGCAAGAGUAAUCUUAAGUUGAAAGCCUCCAAAUGCAAGUUCCUGCAGAAAUCUGUUAUUUUACUUGGACAUGAGAUUACUCCACAAGGAGUGCGUACAGAUAGCAGCAAAACUCAAGCAGUGGUCAACUGGCCGACUCCUAAAUCGACAGCUGACGUACGCAGUUUCAUGGGGCUUGCCUCCUAUUAUCGGCGUUUCGUCCAAAAUUUCGCCAGUAUAGCAGCCCCCCUCCACCGCCUGACAGAAAAAGGACGGAAAUUCGUCUGGACAAAUGAGUGCCAGAUAGCCUUCGACACGCUUAAAAAAUGUCUCACUUCUCCUCCCGUCCUAUCGUUUCCAGACACAUCAGCUGACAGUGGUCCCUUUAUCCUCGAUACUGACGCCAGUGCACACGCAAUCGGAGCCGUUCUCUCGCAGGCAACUCCUGAUGGGCAAAUACGAGUGAUAGCAUAUGCUAGCCGCAUGCUGGACAAAAGAGAGACGCGGUAUUCCACGACACGCCGUGAGAUGUUAGCCCUCGUAUACUUUCUUACAUACUUUCGUCAUUACUUAUUGGGGCGCAAAUUUCGAGUCCGGACUGAUCACAAGGCGUUACAGUGGCUACAAAAUUUUCGCGAUGCCGAGGGCCAACUUGCUCGUUGGCAAGAACGUUUACAGGAGUUUGAUUUCACGUGCGAAUACCGGCCCGGAAAACGACAUGGUAACGCUGACUCUCUCUCCCGCCUGACAGAUUGCGAAAACACCUUGAAUGUGUUACUCGGCGCUGCAGCUGACACUGACUGGGCUUCCCUACAAGCGGCGGACACGGCAAUACAGCCCAUCUAUUUAAGACAACAGCAUGGGAACGACAAACCGACGUCCACAGAACUACGGGACUUACCAGCCGCUUCUCGGUGCAUCUGCGAUAAAUGGGGCCUACUACGACUCAUCGAUGAUGUUCUUUACAUCGUGGAACCAAACACCACUCCCCGACUACUCGUCCCAUCCGUUAAAGUACCCGAGCUCAUCAGUCAAGUACAUCAGCAACUGGGACACGCUGGCCAACAGAAAACUGAACAUGCCAUCCGUCAACGCUUCUGGUGGCCACUUAUUCACCAUGAUAUCACGGAGUUUUGCCGUAAUUGCGAUAUAUGCGCGCAGAUCAAACACCCCAAACCAACCCCCCGAGCUCCCUUAGUACCCAUGUUGACCGAGGGCCCUAAUCAUCGAGUGGGAGUAGAUAUUAUUGGGCCAUUACCAACAUCGAGACGUGGUAAUCGGUAUAUACUCGUCAUGGUUGACUACUUCACCAAGUGGUGCGAAGCUGUCCCUCUACAGCAACAAGAUGCACCGACGAUUGGGCGCGCAUUCGUCGAUAAUUGGGUGUCCCGCUUUGGUGCCCCCCUUUAUCUGCAUUCCGAUCAAGGCGCCGCGUUUGAGAGUCUUCUGAUCGCUCACAUCUGCAAUGCGUUCGGCAUCCGAAAGACCCAUACUACGCCUUAUCACCCACAAGGUAAUGGACUGGUGGAACGCACGAACAGAACAAUCAAGCACCUUCUUCGUGCCUUUUUGCACAAUGCACCAGAGAACACCUGGGACGAUGCCCUACCCCAGUGCCUGCUAGCAUACCGCUCCUCCGUUCAUUCGUCCACAGGAUUUUCUCCAGCUCUGCUCUUGUUUGGACGUGAACUUCGCCUGCCAGUCGAGAUCCGAAGACCGUUGCUACCAUACGAGAAGAUCGACUUAAUCCCCUACGUCCGCAACCUCGCCACCACCUCGAUAUAGCCUACAAUCUGGCACGUCGUCAUCUACAGUCUUCUUCGCAACAUCAGAAAAGCAAUUAUGACAGGUUUGCCCAGGGUCCCACUUAUUCCACGGGUGACUAUGUGUGGCUCCAUCAUCCGUCCGCCCCUACCGGCUCGUGCCCCAAAUUCUACACGCCCUGGCAAGGUCCAUAUCAAAUUGUACAGCAUCGACCCCCGACUACGUAUAUCCUGCGGAACCUGCGAAGUCCCCAAGAAAAGCUCAUCUCUGCGCAUUACAACCAGCUGAAACCCCACUAUCCAGCAGCUGUCAACGAACCAUCAACACCUUCGCAACCACCGCCCGCUACGACCUACGUCGAGGUGCCUACCGAAGGAGGUAGUGCAUAUCCUAUACCGUCGCCUGGCACUGAGGACAGUGCCUUCAGAGGGGAGGGAGCGAUGUAAUGAUAUAAAAACUUGUAUGAGAUCACUAAACGAGUUCCCUCUUUCCUAUUUUUCAGGAAGAAACGUAGACGUGGCACUGUUGGAGGAAGAAGAAGACCGAAUGUCGAGACUUGUUAUAAAUGAUAAUAAAUAACUCUGUACCCGGUCAGUUUAAAUCUUGCGUGGUGUAAUAAAGACCUUUUC
This is a messenger RNA of Trichobilharzia szidati, 4969 nucleotides long. Lineage: Eukaryota; Metazoa; Platyhelminthes; Trematoda; Strigeidida; Schistosomatidae. The record is from the annotation of a GenBank genome assembly.